Molecule: messenger RNA, 645 nt
Organism: Archocentrus centrarchus (flier cichlid)
Lineage: Eukaryota; Metazoa; Chordata; Actinopteri; Cichliformes; Cichlidae
Gene: mrps14
Product: mitochondrial ribosomal protein S14
Exons: 3
Coding region: 53-469 (138 amino acids)
Biological process (GO): translation
Cellular component (GO): ribosome; mitochondrial small ribosomal subunit
Molecular function (GO): structural constituent of ribosome
Source: RefSeq, a predicted model, not a curated record
GAUAGGGGCGCUGUAGUUGAGUGUGGGCGGUUUCGCACAAAUUAAAUCCAAUAUGGCGGUUCCCAGAAUAGCAUGUUUAGGGUUAAAUGCCCUUUAUUCCACCGUCUGCGUCCCAAAGCAGGCACUGAGGAGCUGCUGGGGGGCAGUGGAGCAGGUGAGAGGGUACUAUGUUGACUGGAGGAUGCUGAGGGAUGUCAAGAGGAGACAGAUGGCUUUUGACUAUGCUGAUGAGAGGUUACGGAUCAAUGCACUGAGGAAGAACACCAUCCUACCCAAAGAGCUUCAGGAGAUAGCAGACAAAGACAUUGCAGCGCUACCCAGAGACAGCUGCCCUGUGAGGAUACGUAACAGGUGUGUGAUGACUUCCCGACCACGAGGAGUGAAACGGAGAUGGCGACUCAGCCGUAUCGUCUUCCGUCAUCUAGCUGACCACAAUCAGAUGUCUGGGAUUCUGAGGGCAAGGUGGUGAUGGGGCCGCAUUGGACAUUUUGAAAAACUGGAUUUUUCAGUGGUUAUGAACAAACAACAUUUUAUUACUUAUGUAAAUUAUGUUUUUCUUGAUCAGUAAGGUGCUGUUACUUCCUUAUUGGUCUUCUAAAUAUUAAAAAUGAGAUGAUGUGACUACUGGAAAAUAAACUAAAUAUU